Molecule: messenger RNA, 848 nt
Organism: Daphnia carinata
Lineage: Eukaryota; Metazoa; Arthropoda; Branchiopoda; Diplostraca; Daphniidae
Product: chondroitin proteoglycan 2-like
Exons: 10
Coding region: 32-739 (235 amino acids)
Cellular component (GO): extracellular region
Molecular function (GO): chitin binding
Source: RefSeq, a predicted model, not a curated record
UAAAAGAAACAGUCGCAGGUUAACAUUGAAAAUGGAAAGUCCGUCUUGUACAUCGAUGGCUUUGGUAAUCCUUGUUCUCUUUCAAGUGUGCUUGGGGCAGUUAGUUUCAGCUGGUUUGCCAUUUGUUCGCCAGGAACGCCAUUUCGUUAAAGGGGCGUUUACCUGUCCCCCACAAGAUGGAUUUUAUCCUGUCCCGAAUGCUUGCACUGGGACUUACUAUUCUUGCGUUGAUCAAGUUGCAUAUGAAAUGUCUUGCCCGGGAGAUUCCAUUUUCGAUCCAACGGUGAACCGUUGUGUUCCACCAAGCCAAGCUUCAUGUCAAGAAUUCCAUUGCCCCGCACCAGGCGGAUUUUACGAUAUUCCUGGAACAUGCGGAAGUAAUUAUUACUCGUGUGUCAAUGACAUUGCUUAUUUGAUGACUUGCCCAGGAACAUCCGUUUUCGAUCCCGCAGUGGGCGUUUGUGUACCGAAAGAAGUUGCAUCGUGCUCUACAACGACAACGACACCCGGCGUAACCAUGUCGACGUCUUCGACCAUUCCCAAUGGACCUACGACGACAAUCGGUCCAUUCACUUGCCCUGAUCCAUUUGGUUUCUAUCCCACUGGUAUCCCGUGCGACGACCAAUUUUGGAGAUGUUCCAACGCUUACGCUUAUCUGAUGACGUGUCCACCCACUACCAUUUGGAACCAAGCGGCAACAGUUUGUGACUACCCUUACACUGUUCCCGGAUGUAGUUAACAACUACCAGGGACUUCUUUAGAAUUCAGUAUUAGUUAUCCCUCAUUUGGAACUUGAUGACCUGCAACAUUAUUUUCGCAACAAAUUCAAACGCUGACUGUUAAAUACA